ACUUGACGAUCGAUCCGGGUGUAAUUUUCGGGUUUCUCCCUUCCCUUUCUUUUUCUAUUGACUGCAAUCCCUCUUUUCCUGGCAACGAAGUCAAUUUCCGGAAUAUCUCUGUGGACUUUUCGAAGGGGUUCUUGCUAUUUCCGCCAAUCUUCGAAUCUGCGGUUUGAACGGGUUCACGGGUCUAGGAUCUCCUGCCUUCUCCGCAACACCUGUAGACUGCAACUAGCUGUAACUCGGACCUGCAGUGAGUAAUGCUGUGUUUGUUCGGUCUCCGAACUCCGUGUUAUAGAGGCAGAUUGGACUGGCGCCAAGGAUUCAAUUCUAUGGAUCUUUAUUCUCUUAUGUAUGUUCCCCUACGUAAAGGACUAGUUGAUCCCCGUAUGCAGUCGAUCGAAGAUCAUAUCACAUGACUUUUCAGGUUACUGAGACAGGGCCCAAGUGCACGGUCACCUACACCUUUCUCCACAUCUCCCCAUGAGCGAUGUCUACUGGCCUCACCUCAGCCUACAUUGGCGCCUAUCUCUGUGCGUUUCUAUAUGGGGCGUAUAUUGCGGUCGCAUAUCAUUGCAGUGCUGUUAUGUAUCACCGCUACAAAGCAAGGCGGUUGCACAUGUACCUCCUGGGAGUCCACAUCACUCUGUUCAUCCUUAUAACCUGGCGCUCUAUAACAACUAUGGCCCGCACUCUGAACGGUGUAAUCCACCUAGCUCCUAGUGGAACUAUCGACUUACACCCGAAAUGGUCUACCUGGAGCCUCGUUGAAAAUGUGCCAUGGGCCCUGACCACAAUCGUCGCCGAUGCGUUCCUCGUUUAUCGCACAUACAUCGUCUGGUCACAGAGAUACCUCGUAAUAAUUAUCCCUCUAAUACUCUAUGCGGCAGAUGUUGGCGCGAUGAUUUACGUCUUCGUCCUGCUGGCGAAUUCUAAUACGACUGUUGCACAGUCAAACAAUGUAGCGACUGUCUUUGCUGCUGUGACUCUGUCUGCUAACAUUGUUUGCACCGCUCUCAUUUCCUUUCGCAUCUGGACGGUACAACGCAACCUAGCCGGAACCAGACAAGGUAGCGACCCUUUGAGUGGUAUCGUAGCGCUUAUCGUGGAAUCUGCUGCUAUUUACACCGUUGUCCUUAUACCCCAAAUAGUCACUCUGAUUAUACGAAUCCCUAUUUACUACGCAUUCUUUGAUAUACAGGCACCCGUCAUUGGCAUUGUCUUUUCCAUGAUCAUUAUUCGCGUUAGUCGAGGAGAAGCAUACGGAGAUACCAACGAAAUCACCGAUGAUAUUGCAUGGCACCGAUCCACCACCGAAAACACCGCCUCAAACGUGGAGAUAAGGCUACAGACAACGACUAGCACGCACAGCCAUGAUGUCGAAGCUCAGCACGGGGAAUCCAAAGCCUCCACUGAGACGAAUCCCGAGUCACCGGCAUGCAAGGCGUGACUCUUCUUAGAUUUAAUUACUCAAUAACUAUUCUAGGUAUUGAUAAUAAUACUAAUUCUUAAUUUACACGCUCCUGUAGAAUGUAGUACUAAACAUUUCUUCUCGAGCCAUGCCCGGCAAUUAGAAG
This is a messenger RNA of Desarmillaria tabescens, 1568 nucleotides long. RefSeq lists its product as uncharacterized. The record is from RefSeq and is a predicted model, not a curated record. Lineage: Eukaryota; Fungi; Basidiomycota; Agaricomycetes; Agaricales; Physalacriaceae. The transcript has 8 exons. Bases 482 to 1441 code for a protein of 319 amino acids.